AUGAUAACCUUCACGAUCUCUAGCCUGAUACAAUACCGUGUUUCCAAUGCAAAUAUGAUUAAUGUUAACAAUCAGGUGCGUCAAAAGUAUCCAGAACUCGCUCAAAGUGAACCAUCUUCUAAAGAUCAUGAGUUGGCGGACCAGCUAUUUCUGUUGUUUAGUCAAUUAUUAAAUUCAGCAGAACCCCUGGUCGACCAUAUUGUAACAUUGGAUUUUGAUGAAUAUGACGAUUGUAGUGCUGAUUAUCAAGAAGAAGAUAAGAAUGAUGCUGCUUCAAACGUCGAUGAUAUUAAAUAUCCUUAUGAUACAAUGUGUGCCAUCGUAGAAUAUUCAAAAAACCAUACUUUUAAUUCAAUAAGUAGACGAUAUAAACAAAUAAAAUAUAAAGAACAAUUACGCCGUAUCAAGCAGCACUUUGAUGUUCAAGGUACAAAAACACAAGAACUACAACGUGUCGAUAACUUUGUUUAUGCAGAAUUUAUUCAUUUGCGACAAUGUUCUCUACCAAUACACGAUUUAGAUUUACGACACUUGGCUAUUAAGAAAACGCAUGAUUUAAAUAUCGUUGGUUUUAAGGCGUCUCAUCAUUGGAUACUCAACUUCAAACAUCGUCAUCAUAUUUCACCAAGAAAAGUGACAAAACUGGUAACCAAAAAUCAUUCAGAAGAUCGAGAUAAAAUAUUUUAUGAUAAUCCAUCAACACGAACUCUCGCAAUAACCGGUGAAAAAAUAAUAAGGGGCCACGUCAUAUCAAUGAAUGUUAUUACUCAUUCAUACACGAUCAUGCCGAUCAUAGUUCAUCGGUAUCAUGGUAAUCGAAUCAUGUAUGAAUGUUUUAUGGGCGCGAGGAACUUCAAACUCAUCUAUCCGAAUGUGGUGAAAUCAGCUGACACGCUUUCUAAGGAUGGUAUGCGUCUGUAUCGGCAUUCAACUGAGUGUCCGACUGCCAUUCAAAUCUUCUUGGAUGAAAAUCCGCAGUACUGGCGAUUUGUACCAUUAUUGAACGAUGACGCAGAUCAGAUGGAUCGAAAUCCUUACAUUGCAUCACGUGAUGUACCACACGGUGAUGAUUUGCGAAGUGACAAGGACGUGCGAGAGCUUCUCGCUAAUUUGCCACCACCGCCGGCAAAUUAUCGUUUUUCACAGCGGCAAUAUCAUCAGCAAUAUUCAUUCUUUCAAGCGCGACGAGAGCUAAAGGCAAUGCCGAACAUGCAUCUCGAUUUGUACAAUGCAAAAGUAAUUGCAGUGCUGCCAGAUAAUGGAUCGAUGGUGUUACGUCGAAUCAUCGAAGCCUUGUUCAUCACACAUGCCGAAACGAAACUCAAUUCAGCAGGCUGUUUGGUUAAGUGCGAUCAUGAUGUGGCCACUGGUGGUAGUCAUGGGAAUACUGUUUGGUGCAAGGAUCUGGUUCGUCGGCCAGUGCCAGCGUUCACUGGAUCGUCAGAUAUGAACAACGUGGUUGUCAAAUGGGAACGAAAGGAUUGA
This is a messenger RNA of Adineta ricciae, 1485 nucleotides long. The record is from the annotation of a GenBank genome assembly. NCBI's taxonomy places the organism in Eukaryota, Metazoa, Rotifera, Eurotatoria, Adinetida, Adinetidae.